Messenger RNA from Cylicocyclus nassatus, 1220 nucleotides. The record is from the annotation of a GenBank genome assembly. NCBI's taxonomy places the organism in Eukaryota, Metazoa, Nematoda, Chromadorea, Rhabditida, Strongylidae.
AUGGGCACUGGUCCUGGCCCAGAGCAGAAUGAGAAACAAAUGGUGAAAACGGCCAAGUCGGGACCACGAGAAAGAGGAGGGAAGUCUAAUCCCGAGUCAAAACCAAGAUCUUUGGGAUCGUUUGGAAGAAGGAGAAAGUCGAAGAGUAAAAAGAAGUCGAAGAAGGGCAAACGUGGCACGUCAAGUUCGGUUAGCUCAACUCUCACGCCUGAUACCCAGUAUGAGCCUGGUGUGAUGACCUGCUCGUACUGGCCGAGAGUAUCCGGAAAGAGACAAAGCGGUCGUCUGAUCAUCUUAAUGCGCUCAGCCGAGCGUGUCGACCGCGUCUUUGGACCGGACUGGGCGGAUACGGAAGCACCACAUGGCUAUCUCACACCGACCGAUCUCAACAUCCCACACAACAAUAUGACCAAGAAGCUACUCUAUGGAAAAGUAUUCGUUGAUAACCCACCGAUAACCCCAUUCGGAAAAUACUCUGCCCAACUGACAGCACGUGGAAUUUGCAAUCGUGGAGUUUCACCGCAGUUCAUAGUUUGUACGCCAACUCUUCGCUCCAUUCAAACUGCAGACGCAAUGGCACGUUUCCUGAAAGCAGGCUUAGUGAUAGAACCAGGUCUGCUUGAACCGCUUUCAUGGUAUCGUGCUGGAAGCGAGUCACUGCCUGAUUUUAGUCUUGAUCUUAUCUGCAAGAUGUAUCCGAUUGAUACGAACUACUCCCCUGUCAUGACAAUGGAAGCCAUUCAAAAGCUUUACGACAGAGAAACUGAGCAAGAAGGACUAGCUCGCAUCGAUUUCGUGCUGCGCAGCCUAUCUGGUGAACAACGGAAGCAACCACUGGUUGUGGUUGGACAUGCCAUCACAAUGGCUGUUGCCCUUGCGAUAGCAAGUUCUCAAGGAGAUCAGAAAGGAAGAUCGACUACGAGCGAUUCGGGCACUCCUAUCACUUCGUUCGAGUAUCAGAUGAGCAUCGAUACCCUGGGUAAUGAAGUCAUUGAUCAAACGACUUUGGGUGUUAGAUUCCCACCAGGAAGUGUUGUCACACUAAUUCAGAAGAAUAAAGGACCACCAUUCCUCUACCAGCUAGCUCCUAACAUCGUCCCACCGCUGUCCUAUGGUGAACUCUUCACCAACAAAGCUGUUGUGGCAACAUAAAGACAACUGAUUGCGAACAUUCGUUCAUAGACUAAUUGUCGAUGUUCACGGUGAUAAAUGUUCGUGGC